GGUCAAGAUUACAUAUUUUAUGUAGAUCUUGCCGAACAAAACACUUUGAAAUGCUUGGUUCUUAAAGCAUGGAAACAAACCAGAAAACGUUAGUGGCUUUGCAAUAAUUUACUUCACUGAAGAACUACCUUACUAGCAACCAUGUAAACGUCUAAUAUAUGAAUUGUUGCUUGCUCAGAAUAACCAAUCUACAUGAUCGAGUUACAUAAUUGGAUUUUCAACAUUUUCAACCUGAAAUUCCUAUAUCUAAGGUUUUUCAUAAAGCUAAUUCAUAACGAGAACUACACAAUACUGUUAGUGUUGGAGAUUACUCUUCCUCUAAUCGAAAAAAUUAAAAACAAAUGGUCAAUAUUUCAAAAUCGAUGUAGAUCCCACUAACAGAGAACGUUGAAAUGCUUGGUUCUUAAAGCCUGGAAAUAUAUAUUGACCUUAUAUUUUAGGAAAAAUGAUUGCUGACUACACGAAGUAUUGACCAUCACAUGGCUAACCAUGCAAACUAAAUAAUGUAUACCUACCUAUGUGAAGUAUAUAUUAUGCAAAAUAGCAUCCCUAAACUUAAUGAUAUUAUUUAGUUAACAUCACGAGUUUAAUUUCGUUAAUCCAAAAAUUGAUGUAGAUGUCAGAGAUCGUUUAAAUAUCUCGUUUCAUCAAUUAAAAUAUGACCGACUCGGCUGUAAUUUAACUAAAUGAGAUCUUAACCUACGCUUUAAAAACGUAAGAAUAUUUUUAACAAAAUCUAAUUUACAAAAUCAAUAUGUUUUAUCAUUUUUUGAUAAGUAGCGUUUUAACAUUUUAAUUUUAGUGUAUUUGAAAAAUAUAUAAUUAUAUUAAUUUUUAUCUAUAUUAAAUAUGAAAAUACGUAAGAUAUUAUGUAAUUUUGUUUUUAAUUAUUUUAAUCUGUUUUCUUAUGAAAGUUUAAGAAAACUUCUGUAAUUCAUUUGAUUAGUUGUAUGAUAUAUACUUAUUUGAUACAUUUUUAAAUGGAUGCAAUUUUAGUUUAUGAAAAUAUAAAAAUAAAAUCAUUAAUUUAAUUAAUUUUAUAUAAAACAAAUAAAAUGUUAGAGUCAGUAAAUUGACAUGAAAUAAGUUUAUAGUGUAAAAUUGAUCAAAUAAGUAUAUAUCACACAAUUAAUCAAACGAAAUACAAAAAAAAUAUUAAGAGUUAAUAACAAAACAGAUCAAAAUAAUUAAAAACCAAAAUUAAAUAAUAUCUUCUAUAAAUUUCAUAUUUAGUUAAAUUACCAUAAGGUAUAUUAUAUUUUAAUUGAUUAAAACAGAGAUUUAAACGGUUUCUGAUAUCCACAUCAAUUUUGGAUUAACAAAAUUAAACUCGAGAUGUUAACUACAUAACAUCAUUAAGUUAAAGAAUGUUGUCAUGCAUAAUAUAUACUUCUUGUUGUUAGAUAUACAUUAGUUUAAUUUGCAUGGUUAGCCAUGUGAUGGCCAAUAUUUUUGUAGUAAACAAUCAUUUUUCCUAUAUUUUAUUAUAAUAGAUUCUACAAAUAUAUGAGCAUGAAAAUAUAUUUUAAUAUACACUGAGUUCAAAAAAAAGAAAGUUCACAAAAAUUGAUAUUUAAAAAUAAAUAAUCAUCCCUUUAAACCAUUAUUUUAAACAACAUAGUAUAUAUAAAUAUAUGGAAAUUAUUAAAAUAUUUCCUUUAUAUCAAAAUAUAUUCUUAGAUGCUUACAAAAUUAGGGGAAAUUUUCAUGUUUACCAUCACUAAACAGACAUUUACAAAAAUAUUUUCUUCAUUAAAACGCAAAUGACUCUUAUACCCUUAAUCUCUAUAUAUAUAAAUAAUUAUUUAAAUAAAAUAAUUAUCUUAUCAAAUUAUACUUUUUCAAAAUCAAACUUGUUUAUAUUUUUUUUUUUGAAUUUGUUUCAAUUUUUUUUUGAAAUUCAAAAAUUAUUUUUGAAACUAAUUUUAAAAUUAUUUUGAAAUGUUAUAAAAAAAAAUUAAAUAUUUAUUUAUGUAUUUAUUAGAACCCUAAAUUCCACAUUCUAAAAGUCAUACUCCACUCCCCAACUCUAAAUCCUAAGUCUAGAUUAGUUAACCAUAAGGUUAUAAAUAUUUUUUUCCCUCUUUAAAAGUGAGAGUAAAAGUAGUUUAAAUAAAAUUUAGUUAUGCCAAUUAAACCAUUUGUGUAUUAUUUAAAAUAUAUAUCUCACAUUUUAGUCAUUUUUAACAAAUUAUAUAAAAUCAUACAUUUUGAAUAGUUAAAGUAUGACACUAAAUAUUAUGAUUGAACAAAAUUAGUAAUAUUUUCUUCUUCUUUUUUAAGUAUAACCUUCAAGGUAGGAAAAAGUAUAAGAAAUAUUAAAUAUUUUAGUUUUUUAAAAACAAAGGAUACAAUUUAAAUAAAGUGGAAGAUUUAAAAAAAAAUUGAUAUUAUACUUCUAUGAAAAUUAAGUCAAUUUAAUAUGAUUUUAUAAUAAUUGAAACAAAAAAAUAUAUAUUAUUUCUUAUUUCAUGACCCAAACGUUAAAUACCUAAAAUUUAAAAUAGUUCUAAAAAUAAAAUAAUAAUAUUUGAUUAUGUCAUAUAUUUAGAAUAGCUAAUUGAUGAUGGUCAAAAUUACAAUAGAUAAGUUUGAACAGUGAUUUCAAUAUCUACAACUAAUUUUCAAUAAUUAAUUACUGAACGGUUACAGAGUUGAAACGUAUUAAAAAAUUAAUUAAUGUAUUAGAAAGUCCUUUUAGGAAAAGGUGAAAUGGACUAUGGCUAUAUAUAUUGAGAUACUGCAAGACUCACUUCUAAUUAUUAAAGAGCAGAGCAACAGAGAAAGAGAGAGAUAGGAUUGUUUGAGAAUAAGCAAAAGCAAACCCUGAGAAGAUGUCUUCAUCGUACAACAAUACAAUUUCAUCAUCCUUCACUCAGUCUUUCCCCCUCUUAGCCAUCGGGGCAAACAACUUUAACCGUGAAGAGACGGCGAUGACAAUGAAUCAACGGCCCAACUCCGUUUCUCCACCACCCAGGAGACUAAGAAACAAACCAGGAAACCCAAGUCCAGAUGCUGAAGUGAUAGCCUUGACUCCCGAAGAGAUAAUGGCGACGAACAGGUUCCAAUGUGAAGUAUGCAAAAAACGAUUUCAAAGAGAACAGAAUCUCCAGCUUCACAAGAGAGGACACAACCUUCCAUUUAACCUGAAACAAAAGUCUGACGAAGAAGUAAGGAGGAAGGUGUAUGUUUGUCCGGAGCCCACGUGCGUCUACCAUGAUCCGUCACGUGCUCUCGGAGACCUCACAGGAAUCAAGAAGCAUUAUUACCGGAAGCACGGUGAGAAGAAGUUUAAAUGCGAGAAAUGCGAUAAGUGUUACGCUGUUGAAUCUGAUUGCAAAGCCCACUCUAAGAUUUGUGGUACCAAAGAGUAUCGAUGUGUUUGUGAUACCAAAUUCUCUAGAAGAGACAGUUACGACACGCAUAGGGCUUUCUGUGAUGCGUUAGCACAAGAGUCAGCAGGAAACCCUAACAUGAGCUUCACGGAAAUGCUAGCAGCCGCUGGUGGAAGUAAUGGCAGUACCGGACAUGGCUUUUACGGCGGCGUUGCUUCUUCUGCCGUCUCUCACAACCAUAUUGGUAACAACUCAAACACUGAUUUUGCCCCUCUAGCUCCAGGUCAUAAUCUGAACCGUUCAUCGUCCCAAAAGUUUGAAGACUUUUCUCCUCAGUCCACAUACCCUAACCAUGGUCGCACUAGUUUCCCCGUGCAAUACCCUUCAAACCAAGGACUGUUGGCACGGAACGACCAGAAUCUCAUGAACCAGCACGGUCUGAUCAACAGCAACAACAACAAUAACAACUUGUUCAAUCCCGGAUACUUUCAAGCCAACACUCAGAACCUCUCUGAUCAGACAGGUGCUCCUCCUCUUUUCAACCAUGCUGACAACAACGUUCCUCCUGCUCUGCUUAGAGGGUCAAGUGUGGCCGCUAAUAACUUUGGAGGCAAUGGUAAUGUAAACUUUCAAGGUCAAAUGAACUCGCUAGCUGCGACAAGUGGUCAUCAAGGCCGGCCCGGUAGCAGCAUUUUCGACCAUCGUUUCGGAAACAAUCUAAGCAUGGGAGGCUCUGAUAGGCGGACUUUGGACUUUCUUGGCGUUAAUGAUCGUGGUGGCCGUAAUGAACCUCCUUUGGACCUUGACAUGAAGUUUUCAGAUCCAAAUAAUCCAUUCGGAAAUGUUUGAGAGGAUCGUACACCUCCUAUGUUCUUGCUGGUUCUUUGAAGAUUUUAUUUUUAAGCCUAUUUAACUAUCUAUAAAUUAAAAAAAAUAUCUAUAAGUAAAGAAAAAAAAUAUAUAAGUAAAGAAAAAAACUAUAUAUAAGUAUUUCUUUAAGUUGUAAUUAAUGAUGUAAUGGGAAUCUCGAAUCAGAGUUCUUUUGGUAAAAUUUGGUUUCUUCAACCUGUUGAGUCAACUCCCAUUAAUUAUAUAUUUUUAUUGGAAAGUAAUUAUAUUAAUUGGUAUUCUUAGGA
Molecule: messenger RNA, 4471 nt
Organism: Brassica napus (rape)
Lineage: Eukaryota; Viridiplantae; Streptophyta; Magnoliopsida; Brassicales; Brassicaceae
Product: protein indeterminate-domain 6, chloroplastic-like
Exons: 4
Coding region: 2835-4184 (449 amino acids)
Cellular component (GO): nucleus
Molecular function (GO): DNA-binding transcription factor activity
Source: RefSeq, a predicted model, not a curated record